AUGGCUCUUCCAACUAUCAAUAUCGAGCAAGUGAAAACUUUUGUAGAUACCGCAAUUGAGGGACUACAACAGGAGUUGCGGGAAUUGAACAAUCAAAUCUGGUCGAACCCUGAGCUUGCUUACCAGGAGCACCAUGCCCACGAUACGAUUUGUGAUUUUCUCGAGGGACAAGGUUUCACCGUUACUCGCCACGCCUAUGGACUUGAUACUUCUUUUGAGGCUUUGAGUGGAACUGGGGGGCGAUUGAUCAAUUUUAACGCAGAAUAUGACGCAUUGCCUGGAAUGGGUCAUGCCUGUGGUCACAACCUGAUAGCGACCAGCAGUGUCGCUGCCUUUCUCGCACUGUCGUUUGCCUUGAGUAAAUUUAACAUAUCUGGCAGAGCUCAGCUGUUAGGUACUCCGGCCGAGGAAAAUGGGGGUGGAAAGGCCAAACUGAUUGAUGCUGGCGCUUAUAGAAAUGUCGAAAUUUCCCUAAUGGCUCAUCCUGGACCCAAACCGCUUUAUCUGGACGGGGAGCAAACCGAUGGUGUAGCUGGAAUACUUAUGAAUGCACGCAAGAAUAUUCACUGUGAAUUCACGGGUAGGAAUGCUCACGCCGGCGGAAACCCCUGGGAAGGGAUCAAUGCGCUUGACGCUCUAGUCUCAUCUUACAAUAAUGUUGCGGUCCUUCGACAGCAGCUUCUUCCAGAUCAGCGUGUUCAUUGUGCUUUCUUGGACACACCCAAGGUAGCUAACGUGAUCCCAGAUUAUACAAAAGCUUUCUGGCAGGUGCGCAGCCCUACUUUGAAGGGAUUGAAUACCCUUGUCGGUAAAGUACGCAAUUGCAUUGAAGCUGGUGCUCUGGCAACUGGGUGUCAAGUCAAGAUUGAUGAGGAUGAACUGUAUACCGAUAUCCGAUUGAAUGACACUCUCUGUGAACGCUACCAUAUUCAUAUGGGACGGUAUGAUCGCAAUGUUCUCAAGCGCCAUAACAAGGUCCUAACAGGAUCAUCGGACAUUGGCAAUGUUAGCUACGAGACCCCCACACUUCAUACAAUGUUCGGGAUUCCUUCCCCUCCAUCUUCAUUCCCACAUCACCCGACGUUUGCAGCAGCAGCGGGAACAGAUGAAGCUCAUACUGAGGCAUUGAUUGUUGGAAAGUCUUUGGCAUUGAUCGGGUGGGAUAUGAUUACGGAGAACGAUAUGUAUGAUGUGGCUCGGCGUCAAUGGACAGAUGAGAUUGCACGUGAGGAGUAG
This is a messenger RNA of Penicillium vulpinum, 1236 nucleotides long. Its product is annotated as M20 family metallopeptidase. Lineage: Eukaryota; Fungi; Ascomycota; Eurotiomycetes; Eurotiales; Aspergillaceae. The transcript is spliced from 6 exons. Gene Ontology annotation, molecular function: dipeptidase activity. The coding region runs from base 1 to 1236 and encodes 411 amino acids. The record is from RefSeq and is a predicted model, not a curated record.